This is a messenger RNA of Theobroma cacao (cacao), 449 nucleotides long. Its product is annotated as seed maturation protein. NCBI's taxonomy places the organism in Eukaryota, Viridiplantae, Streptophyta, Magnoliopsida, Malvales, Malvaceae. The record is from RefSeq and is a predicted model, not a curated record.
UUGUUGGUAUGUUUGUGGGACUGUCUCAAACUAGCUAGAACAAGGUAGAAAGUGAAGUAAUAAUAAUGUCCGGGGCACGGGGAGCAUUGCCGAAGGAGACGAAGACGGCGACGAUAUACGAAUCAGUGGAAGGAGGGAAGAAUAGGACCAAGAUGGACCUACGUGCCAGGGAAGACCAGGGUGGCAUUCAGGUUGAUAAGCUGGAAGAAAAGGUGGAAGAUCCUAUUGGCGACGCUGGCCCUAUCUUUGGCUCUGCCAAAGAUGAUAACAACAACAACAACCAAGACUUGGGCGUCACCGGCACAGCCUAGCUAACCUACUGCUGUGCUACUCGUCUCAUCUCUUGUUUAGUUUCCCCUUGCGUUUGUCAUCCUUUUUUCUUUACAUGUAUGAUACAAGAUGUAAUAAUAUGUAUACGCCUAUGGAAUAACACAAAUUUUGCACCGAAA